Messenger RNA from Cicer arietinum (chickpea), 1745 nucleotides. Its product is annotated as fumarylacetoacetase. The record is from RefSeq and is a predicted model, not a curated record. NCBI's taxonomy places the organism in Eukaryota, Viridiplantae, Streptophyta, Magnoliopsida, Fabales, Fabaceae. Gene Ontology annotation, molecular function: fumarylacetoacetase activity. Gene Ontology annotation, biological process: homogentisate catabolic process; L-phenylalanine catabolic process; L-tyrosine catabolic process.
UACGUGGUGAAUUUGAAUUUAAAAAAAAACCGUAAAAAUCAAUAAAAUAUCAAAUUAGAUAGCCUUGUUUUUAUUUAAAAAAAGAGUUUCCAUUUCCUAGUAUUGCUCUAUUAGAUUCAUUAUAUACACUACACUUUCUCCUUCAAAUUCCACUGUCUCUUUCUCUGUGCUAUCCUUGACUUCACCACAACACACAUCAUCAUCGUCUCCACAAUGACGACUCUUCUUCAAUCUUUCAUCCAAGUCCACCCAGAUUCCCACUUUCCCAUACAGAAUCUCCCAUACGGAGUCUUCAAACCCCAACCCACUUCUUCUCCUCGUCCCGGUGUCGCCAUCGGUGACUUCGUUCUCGACCUAUCUGAGAUCGCUUUUGCUGGACUUUUCAAUGGCCCUCUUCUCAAUAACUCCGAUUGCUUCCACCAGCCUAAUCUAAAUAAGUUUGUAUCACUCGGAAGACCAGCAUGGAAAGAAGCUCGUGCCACUCUUCAAAAGCUAUUAUCAUCAACUGAGCCAAUCUUGAGGGACAAUGAAGUUCUGAGGCAGAAAUCACUUGUGCCUUUGAGCCAAGUAGAAUUGCUUCUCCCUGUUGUAGUUGGGGACUAUACAGACUUCUUUUCGUCUCUGCAUCACACUAAAAAUUGUGGACUCAUAUUUCGCGGGCCACAGACUCCUGUUCUAGAUAAUUGGUAUCAUCUGCCUGUUGCAUAUCAUGGACGGGCAUCUUCUGUUGUUAUUUCGGGAACUGAUAUUAUUCGACCAAGAGGCCAAGCUCAUCCCGCCGGAAGUUCUUCACCCUACUUCGGCCCUUCUUUAAAGCUUGACUUUGAGUUGGAAAUGGCUACUAUUGUUGGACCUGGAAAUGAACUGGGAAAACCUGUGGAUAUUAACGAUGCUGAAGAUCACAUCUUUGGACUUGUUCUACUGAAUGACUGGAGUGCUCGAGAUAUUCAGGCUUGGGAGUAUAUUCCUCUUGGUCCUUUUCUUGGAAAAAACUUUGCCACAACGAUAUCGCCUUGGAUUGUGACCCUGGAUGCAUUGGAACCUUUUGCUUGUGAAGCCCCUAAACAGGAUCCUCCUCCACUUCCUUACUUGGCCGAAAAAGUAUCCAAAAACUAUGAUCUUUCACUAGAGGUUCACAUUAAACCUGUUGAUCACAAAGAUUCGACCGUUGUGACACGGAGUAACCUCAAACACUUAUAUUGGACAUUGACUCAACAACUUGCUCACCACACAAUCAAUGGUUGCAACCUGAGGCCAGGCGAUCUCCUUGGAACCGGGACAAUUAGUGGCCCUGAGCCAGAGUCGCGUGGAUGCUUGUUAGAGUUAACCUGGAACGGACAAAAUUCGCUGAAUGGUUUAGAUAGAAAAUUUCUUGAAGAUGGAGAUGAAGUCGUCUUAACUGGAUUUUGCAAGGGAAAUGGUUACACUGUUGGGUUUGGCACCUGCUCAGGCAAGAUUGCUCCACCAGCUCCUUGAGGGCAGUAUUUUUCCAGUGGUGGUGUGGUUGUUGAAGCUGUAGAAUCAGGAAGCACUUCUCCUUUAUUAUACAUGCAAAUUAUUAAGUGCUUUUCUGCUCGGAAUGAGACUUGAAUAAAACUGGCUUUUAUGAGGAUUGUUAUGUUCUUUUAUGGCCUAUUAAGCAUGGAUAAUAAAUUGAGAUCUAAUAAUGACUUUAACGUUCUCUCAGGAAAUGUUUCUCAAGAUUAGUUAUUUUGUUGUUAAAUACUACCCAAGUUCUUGGAAAA